Molecule: messenger RNA, 3160 nt
Organism: Megalops cyprinoides (Indo-Pacific tarpon)
Lineage: Eukaryota; Metazoa; Chordata; Actinopteri; Elopiformes; Megalopidae
Gene: atg14
Product: autophagy related 14
Exons: 10
Coding region: 173-1720 (515 amino acids)
Biological process (GO): cellular response to starvation; mitophagy; autophagosome assembly
Cellular component (GO): extrinsic component of phagophore assembly site membrane; extrinsic component of omegasome membrane; mitochondria-associated endoplasmic reticulum membrane contact site
Source: RefSeq, a predicted model, not a curated record
CGGGAGAAAAGGGCGAACCGAAACGACGGUUCAGAACCGCCCGUCCAUAUAAACAGAAUUUACAGUACCGUAACUGAUCAUAGCAUCUGAAACCUUAAUCGCCAACGAUGAGGAAAGGCAGUGCUAAUCCCAUCAUAAGAGCGGCAGUUUACGGAUAAACGCAGGCGGUUCGAUGGCCUCCGUUGCGGGGAGCGAAGCUCGUGCGAGCGGCCCUGGUGAGGGGGCAGCGGGGUUACAGCCUGGGGCACGGAAUCUGUUCCGCUCGCAUACGCAUUCCCUGGCCGCCGCAGCCGUAGCUGCUGCUGCUUCUCCGGGCUCUAUGAUGGUGGAGUCGGUGGAUGAUGCGGAGGGGCUUUACGUCGCGGUGGAGCGCUGCCCCCUCUGUAAUACGGCUCGUCGCAGGCUAACUUGCGCCCGCUGCAUUCAGGCUGGCGAUUUCGUGUAUUUUGAUGGUAGAAACCCUGAACGGUACACUGAAAAAUUCGAAAGACUGAAGAAGCUCAAGGAUGAAAAGCAAGGCCUACAGCAAAGAGUUAUCAAAGCCAUGGAUAAGAAGAUUCAGGCUGAUCAUCUUAAGUGGAAGAUUAUGUCAUGCAAGAUGAAGAUUGAGCAGCUGAAGGAGGCUAUCCACAGUGGAAAUGAAGAAGUGAAGAGCGGUAAGGACCUGCUGCUGCGCUCCCAAGAGGAGAGCCAGCGCCUUUACCGCCGGGCCAGCCGGCACCAGGACAAAAAGGAAAAGAUCGCACGGCACAACCGGCGGCUGGGCGAGCUGCUGGAGAGGAGGGGCAGGGAGCUGCAGGGCCGACUGGAGCAGCUGGCAGAGCUCCGCCGGGGCCACAUCCUGGAGCUCACCACCCACAUCUUCCCCAUGCAGGAGGAGAAGUUGGGCACCAGGGACCCAGCAGACGUGGUUGCGGAGUGUGACCCUGCCCUGACCUCAAGCACGGUCAGUGAGCUUGCUGAGGCGCGGCGGACCACUUACCUGUCAGGGCGCUGGAUCUGGGACGACCAGAACGGCGAGACCAGCAUUAGCAUUACGGGCCCUCGCGUCACGCUGCCUACCAACGGGGACUGCUCGGCCUACUACAGCUGGGUGGAGGAGAAACGGAGCAGCCAGGGCCCAGACUUGGACCAUGUUAAUCCCGCCCACACCAUCAGCACUGCAUUGUGUUAUGCAACCCAGCUGGUCAACAUCCUGUCCCACAUCCUGGACGUCAGCCUUCCCAAGAAGCUUUGCAACAGCGAGUUCUGUGGGGAGAACCUGAACCGAUACAGAUUCACCCGGGCCAUCAACAAGCUCAACACCAACAUCCUUCACCUCUGCUUCUCCCAGCACGUGGAGAGUGAGCUGCUGCACCCCCACCACACCCUCAGGAACAUCAUGUUUCUGGUCGACCCUCACAACAAGAACCUGGGCAGGACAGGUCCCUUCGAGGUCAGCGCCGACCUGGAGGAGUCCAUGGAGUUUGUGGAGCCAGAGGCGGUGGGGUCGGCUGAGGAGAGCGGGGACGAGGCGGUGUCAGAUGAGGAGACGGACCUGGGCACCGACUGGGAGACAGUGCCCAGCCCCCGCUUCUGCGACAUCCCCUCCCAGCCCAUGGAGCUAUCACAGAGUGCCGUCCUGCAGGCCUCCCAGCCCAGCAGCAACGCGGGGGGCAUGAUCUCCUCUGCCGCUGCCUCAGUCACCUCAUGGUUCCGGGCCUACACUGGCCAGCGCUGAUGCCCAGGGGAAGGGAGCGACAUUAGGCAACGUGCAUGUCUGUAUGUGUGUGGAUGAGGGGGAGGGGUUUUUUUAAUCACCUUUUUUUAAAGACUGUUCUUACUUUUAAAAUAGCUCUGAUUUUUGAGGAUGGUUAAUAUGUACUUGAAGUUUUCCUGGAUGCUCGGUCACAGAGUGGUGUGAACCAAGGGAUUUGCUUUGAUUGUUUGCCUGUAUGACAUUGCAGGAGAGAGGCCAGGUGCCAAGUGGCACACUGCUGCUGUGAGCUGCAUUAGAGCUGAUCAUACUUUUCGAAAUCCUCACAAUCUAUGUUGCUGUACAUGCUUGUGAAAAUUCCCAGUCAUUUCCAAACACCAUAAGAACUCCAUGAUGUCAGCCGUGUUUACCGUUUCACCUGUGUCUUCAGUGCAGGAUUAACAGAAUGGUUACUGCAGAACACCCACUGUCAUGUGGGGUGCCUGCUGUAGGACUGGCUCCUGUGUAUGUGGGUACACGCUUGUACUGCAAGCAUUUGGCAUGACAGUCACACACCCCAGACCUAGACUGCAUGGUGAUGUUAUUAGUACUUUCAGAAGGCGUUGAAUGCCAUUUGCUCCAAAGAUGUGGAGACAUGGAUAGCUUAUGGCAUUUUAGCACACUUUCUCAUUUCUUUUUGUUUUAUUAUUAGAAUCCACUUCAUUUACUGUGUUUAUAUAUCAUGAAUAACUACUACUGACUGCUGGGUUAUUGGAACUGUGGGUUAGUGUGUGUUUUUUUUUAAAGAUUUCAAGAUUUCUUGGUUGUUAGAAGUGCUAAUCUCAAUGCUGAACACUGACACGGGGUUUGACAGUUUGACAUCUAGAUCACAGCCUGUAAGAACCCUGCCAUAUGUCAAGGUUUGUAUGCAUUUUUCUUUGUGUCUUUUACUGCUGAGAAAUUUUUAAAUCUAGGUGUUUGAACUGUGAAAUUAUGCAGAUUUUCAUGGACUCAUUCUGUUUCACAAGCAAUACUUUGGAUGGGAGAUAAAAUUUGAAAUUGCUACUUGCAUAUUAAUAUGCAGGGCAAAAAUGUAUGUCAAAGGUAACUGCAAAAUUAAACUUGUAAAGUAAUGGUGGUAUAUUAUGAGCCUGUUGAACUGGUACAGGAUAGUUAACCGUAUUCUCACCUGAUGGAUGUUUAUACAUAUGGACGUCAGGAAAUGUUACCCGAAAUGAUUUCAGAAAACACAAUAGGUGAUUUAGACAUUAUAUAGUUCUUAUGCAAUUUCUUUGUUGCCAUAAAAAAUUCUGAUUGAAUGUUUGUCCUGUGCCACUUAUUAACCAGUUAUUGUGCUGAAGACGUCAAAUGCAUAAAUACCUCAGUUUUCUACUGUAUUUGAAAUUCAAAGAAUUUUUUUCACCUUGCUGCUUUGGCAAGGGGGCAAAACACAAAUCCUUACACUUGGCAAUGUGACCUCUCACA